Molecule: messenger RNA, 2187 nt
Organism: Myotis davidii
Lineage: Eukaryota; Metazoa; Chordata; Mammalia; Chiroptera; Vespertilionidae
Gene: INSL3
Product: insulin like 3
Exons: 2
Coding region: 1400-1891 (163 amino acids)
Biological process (GO): adenylate cyclase-inhibiting G protein-coupled receptor signaling pathway
Cellular component (GO): extracellular region
Molecular function (GO): G protein-coupled receptor binding; hormone activity
Source: RefSeq, a predicted model, not a curated record
UGGGGGGGAUAGAGACUCCUGAAGGGCGCAGGGGGGGCCUUGGGAUCGGCUGCAGGAGGAGACACGGCAGGGUAGGGCAUUGGCGGGGGCCCUGGAGGACAAGCCCUCCCCCAGCCCCAGCUGCUGGCCUCGCUCUGUCCUGGGAGCUGAUUACAGGCUUUGGGAGGGGGGAGGGAACAGGCUGUUCUGCGUGGGUCAGAGGGGAAGGCCCGGUUGGAAGAGCUAGGCUGUGGGGAGGGGUUCGACGUCAGGCGGGCCGAGCUAGUCCCCUGUGUGCUCCUCAGGACUGCUGGGAGGACAUGGAGAAUGACAGAGAGAGGGAGAGGGAGGGAGGGAGGGAGACAAAGACGGAGCCCUCUCAGCCCAGGAAGAGCCACCUGCUUUGGUGAAAAGUGCGGAGAGAGUCGGGGUUGUAGGGCUGCUUUAAACUCGAGCAAGACCAGCUCUUUGGCUCAGGCUCUCUCUGCUGUAGCUUCCGUUCUUGGUAAAACAGGGUCCUACGGCCUCCCGGGCACCAGGGUGCCACCCAGUAGGUGCUGAGCAAAAGCAGCAACACUUGUCUGGGCCCUUCAGUCCCUGCCCAGCCCAAGGGGACCCUAAUGUGAGAGAGGCAGAGCAAGCCAGCACCCCCAUCCCGGGCCCAGCCUCCUGCGACCUUGGGCAAGUGAGGGGUCUGCUUUCCGAGCCUGUUUCCUCAUGUGCACCCUCCUAACAAGACCCCAGAUAUCCCCGGUCUCAGCUGGCUGAGCGCCCCCCCACCCCAUGACAUUAUUUCUCAGUUUAUCUAUUUCACUUCUUUCAAACAGUUAAGAAUGACAAUAAAGACUCCUCAGCCAGCAGUCCACGUGAGGUGGGGACACCCAAGGCCCUGCCCAGGGAGAGAGACCCCUUGCCGUUUCAUGUCCCUCUCAGCCAAUCAAUAACCAGCGCGGUGGCUGGACCAGCCCCUGAGCUCAUUUCGAGUACAAGACGCCAUCAGUCACCAUCCGGGAACUCUGAGAAAAUAAAGGUUUAUUAUUUACUUAGAACCUGGAAAUGACACAACACCCGUGGGGCCACACAGCCCAGCAGCAGGUGGAGGGAGAGCAUGGUCAGGGCUGGGGUUCUGCUUUGAUUGGCUCUGAGGAUGGGGGCCUAACGUGAGAGUGGUCAUUUAAAGCAUCAAAGAGGAAAAGCAAGGGGCCCAAACGGCCAGUUACCAGAAUCAACCUAGAUCUCAGACAGGAGCCUCGCGGGGAAGGGCGCCUGCGUUUCAUAGCUGCUGGGCGGAGAUGGCCGUCAUGGGGGUGGCCGCCUCCACAAUCAACGCUUCAUGGAGUCAGGCGCUAGCAUUACAACAGAGAACACAGCGUCAGGGCUCACGCUGGAUUCACCCUGACCCUGACCCUGACCCUCUCCCAUGCCUCCCCCUCCUCCAAGGCCCCCAGCUGGGCCGGCGGGGAGCUAUAAGCCGGGUGCCCGCUGGGCUCAGGCGCUUCCCGCCGCCAUGGACCCCCGCCCGCUCCCCUGGGCGCUGGUGCUGCUGAGUUCGGCCCUGGUCGUGACGCUGGGCCGCGCGCCCACCCCGGAGGGGCCGGAGAAGCUGUGUGGCCACCAUUUCGUCCGCGCGCUGGUGCGCGUGUGUGGGGGCCCGCGCUGGUCCCCCGAGGCCGGGCGGCCAGUGGCUGGCGGAGACCGUGAGCUGCUGCAAUGGCUGGAAGGACGACAUCUCCUCCAUGGCCUGGUGGCCGAGGACCAAAUGCUGGUACUCGACCCACAGCCCCUGCUCCAGGCCUCUCACCAUCACCACCACCACCACCACCAUCGCCGGGCAACUGCCACCAACCCUGCCCGCCACUGCUGCCUUAGCGGCUGCACCUGGCAAGACCUACUGACCCUCUGUCCCCACUGAGCCCUCCUAGGGCAGGGCCUCGGGGAGUCAGAGACCCAGAAGUUCUGGUUUGGUGACCUCCUGAAGCCAUACAGCACCAUAAAGCCCCAUAUCUGGGGGAUUGUUGAUUACAUCCUGGGACAGGGGACUCACCACCUACCCUAGGUCACCCAACUUCUAUGGGGUUAACUCAGGGAAGGGGGCACCCCACCACCCUGGCUUGGAGAAUCCUUGAUUUUACAGUGUCAGACACGGAGGGCCAAAUGUUCUCACCUCCAAGGAGUCCUCUCUGCACUUGUAAAACCCCAUCUUGCUGU